Messenger RNA from Amoebophrya sp. A25, 2025 nucleotides. Lineage: Eukaryota; Dinophyceae; Syndiniales; Amoebophryaceae. The record is from the annotation of a GenBank genome assembly.
GUGAAGGCAGCAUCAGCGUCGACGACGCAUUCGCUGGCUGAGAUUGGAAAUCGUUGCAAAAAGGCGACUGUAUUCAUGCAAAGACUGAGACAUGAUGCCGAUAGCGAAUGGCAUACGGAGGCACGGAGUUUCAGAUCGCUGUUAUAGUGGGCGAUGCAGUUGUAUAAGAUUCGCCGACGCAGAAGUCAAAGAAAAGAGUCUUUUUACAACAACAAUAGAACAAGAAGCUGUCGCAGCACGAGAAAAUACUCGAACAAACCAAGGACGCGACGUGUGGACAGCCAAGAGUUUUAGUGAAAGUGACUACUAUGGAGUCGACAGAUGCCGUUGUGUGGGGCCGCUCCAAAUCCAUACCCUCCCGUCUUCCUGCCUUAUUCGCACCAAGCGCCGCUGCCGCGUUGCGCACUGCCUCACGGCCAGGAGGUCAUCGCACCAACGCAGCAAACUCACAUCCGUUGUCCAACUUUCAAAACAUACCCCUAGUCUCCAAAGCGGCCAUCAGCGGAGCUGGCCAGCGCGCGCAGAAGUCCUUCGACGUGGCUGGUGCGGACAAACAGGAAAUCGCAGGAUCUUCAAGACCAGCUGGAAGAGGCUCAGCGCCAGGGAGCUGCUUUCAGCCGAGAUUCCCAGAGCAAGUGCCACCAUUGUCAGCCCGAUCUUCGAAAUCCGUAUCGCCAUUGGAACCGACGGAAGCGCCGAUUAUCGUGCAGAGCCAGCGUGGGCAGGACUCUUCGUCCGGAGCGCUAUUGAUAGGCGGUGGUGGAUCAGGCACAGCAUUGCCCUUGACGACAAAAGGGCAGCUUGUGCCGGGUCAACUGCGGUUGCCGGUGCGGGCAGCAGAUCGCGAGCAGCGAGGACCGCUGUCGGCACGGAGGCUGAAGGCAGCGCAGUCUGCGGAGCACGGUCAGCUGCGAGUCGUCGGAGGCUUGCACGGAUCGCGUAGUUGUCACGGCUCCCGCAGCCCGCGCGAAGGAGCAACUGCACGCGCGUCAGAUCAGAGCGUCUCGGAUCGAGAUCAGCCGCGUGGCAGCGCAACCACACCACACAUUCAAACGGGUCCACGCUCCGCGGCCUUUGCACCGCCUACCGUGAGCCGCAAAGACGUUUCGACGAACGCCGCGAACAGAGUUUCAGGGCUGGCACGGGCAAACAUAAAACUGUUAUCGGUGAGUGGGAACCGUGCUGCGCAAUCCCAAUCCUCUGUUCCGACGCCGCGUGAGCAGCGCCAAGCUCCACGCCGGCCGACGUCGGCACGGCAACGAACAGAUCAGUCAACAUUAUCGGCAUUAGCAUCGGCGCGGGUCACCGAACAAGACGCUGCCGCGUCGGUCGCGAGAUUCUCUGCGCGAACCAACACGGAGGAACUGAAAAGUACUGCUAGCAGCAUCCAGGAUUCGCAACUAGAGUAUCCGGAAGGCGGAGAGACGGAAGACGGCAGCUGCACUGCUCGCACCGCCAGUGUGAACGAAAACGACGAGGGUUCUGGAAGUGCCUCCACCGCGACGCUGGACCCAGAGGAGGCUGCCGCGCGCGCCGCCCGCCGAGCGGCAGGGCGCGUACGCAAAAAUGGCACCUCGCGCCGCAAUAGCGCUUCGGGUAUCGUCUUAUUGACCUACUACUCGAAUGGAGGCUCCAGUGGUUCGUCCGCCCGGACGUCGUCUGCGGCAAUGGUCGCCCCCGGGUCAUCCUCGUCCUCGGCCUCUAGCUCUGCCGCGAAUCCAAGGGCCCUGCCGUCUGGAUCUGCCGGACAGGGGGGUGCAGGACGAGGCUCUCGGUCGCGACGCGGCAGUGUGGGUCCAAAAGACCGAGGUUCGGAUGCGAAAACGGCAGAGCGUGACGAGCGCAAGAAGCUUCGCAAGCAGCAGAAGGAGCGGGAGAGGCUGCGGAAACAGCAGACCGACGCAAUCGCAGGCAUUGGAGAGACUCUAAAGAAAUUUGUCGAAGAACAGAUUGCUUCAGUUGCAGCUGUGCUUCGACAGAAUUCAGAUCUAGAACGAGAGUUCGCAGAAUUCGUUUCACUUGCGC